AUGGGCGACAUACCGAGUCCGGAAGUCGCUAAUGCCGACGCAACUGCUUUCCACACGAGGGGCUACCAACAAGAACUCCUUGAAGCGAGCUUGCGAUCCAACAUCAUCAUAGCGCUAGGUACGGGAUCAGGCAAAACUCACAUCGCUGUCCUGCGCAUGAAGCAUGAAGCAGAGCGGGAACCACGGAAGGUGUCCUGGUUCCUUGCACCUACUGUGGGACUGCUGAAACAACAAUUCAAUGUCAUUUGCAAGCCGUCCCGGUUCCUGUACCAAUGGAAGGAUCAAGCACUUUGGCGACGUGUCCUUGAGUCUCAUAGAAUCAUCGUCUCUACGCCACAGGUCCUGCUAGACGCACUCAGACAUGGUUAUGUUGACCUGGGCAUCGACAUAGGUCUCCUUGUCUAUGACGAGGCCCACCAUGCGAUCGGUAAGGAUCCGUACAACAUGAUCAUGAAGGACUUCUAUUUCUCCCUGGACAAACGCGGUCCGGAUUCUGGACCCAAUAUCGAACGCAACCUCGACAGCACCAUCUGCUCAUCGCACACGCAUCAAGAGGAGCUCGAUCAAUGUGUUCACAGGCCAGACCCCACACGCAUCCUCUAUCACUCGCCGUCAUACGAUUGGGAUACACUACCAUCUCAGAACAUACUCUCGCUCAGAACAGUCGUCGACUCGCUCGAUAUCGAGAAUGAUCCGCACGUGAAAUCUUUGCGCGGUCAGCUGGCGCGAGCGCAAUCAGCCGAUGAACGGCAACGCAUCGACCAGAGGCUGUCGGAGACCAUUCACAAGGCAGACACCUUCACGCAUCAGAGUCUCAGGGACUUCUGGGCAGCAGACUGGUACAUCGUCAAGGUCAUCGAGCACGCCCGCCGCGCCGCGAACCCCCACAACAACAUUACAACUAGCUGGCGAGCCUCGAGCGAAAGCUUCCGCUACCUGCUCGACAACCUCGACAAAGUGAACCUCGUCCCCAUUUAUACGGAUCCAGACGCGAUCCAGCAUACGCUCACACCGAAGGUCCGAGCGCUGAUCGCGUGCUUGGUCGCAGAGAAGAAGGAUUUUCGGCCCGCGGGUGAGACGUACAGCGGCCUCAUCUUUGUGAAGAGGCGAAACACGGUGAUUGCCCUAGCGGAAGUGCUGUCCCGACUCCCAGAGACUGCACAGCUCUUCCGCAUCGGCUGUCUACUAGGAAGUUCGUCGAAUUCUGGAUACAAAUCCUCCCUCGACAUCACCCAAGAUCCAGAGAUCGUGAAGGAGUCGCAGGCAAACACGCUACAGGAGCUUCGUGAAGGUAAAAAGGACUUGCUUGUGUCCACCUCCGCAUGCAAUUGCGUCGUUUGCUUUGAUGCUCCUACAAACAUGGUCUCUUGGGUACAAAGCCGAGGAAGAGCUAGGAGGCAAAGGAGUAGCUUCAUCAUGAUGUUGGAGCAAGACUCGCGAAACGAGCAGGAUAUCCAGAAGUGGAUUGACGUCGAGGAACAGAUGACGGCUCUUGACACGGACCUGACCAUGGUGGCUCCGGAAAACUUUGAAGACGACGACGAUCUGGACGAGCGCACGUACCGCGUUGGAUCUACUGGCGCUGUCCUUACGCUCGAUUCUGCGACGAGCCAUCUCAAUCACUUCGCUGCUGUUCUGUCCAAUGUGGCGUAUGACGGACAGCUCGCGCUUUAUGACCUCGAUCCACCCGACUAUCCUGAAGGAUGGCAUUUGCCGCAGGGCCGUCUCAAGGAUGUGCCGCUAUAUCAGGGGCCUUGGGGUGCUACCGUCACGCUUCCGCGAUGCCUUCCGGCUCAUCUUAGGAAGUUCUCCACACCACGAGAACAUAGAUCGAAGCGGCUGGCACAAAAACAUGCGGCUUUCAAUGCCUACGUCGCGCUGCACGAUGCCAAGCUCCUCAACGACCAUCUCCAGCCUUUGAUAAGUGCAAUCGAGUCUAACGAAGGGGAAGUCAAGGAGUUGCUUCUUGCUAUUGAGAAGCGCGCUGGCACCGAGAAGGUGUCCAGCCAGAUGGAUCCUUGGGCGCUGAAGGCGAAUGAGGAGACGUGGUGGAAGGCCGAAAUGAUCAUCGAUGGCUUGCCGGCUCUGACCAUGCUGACGCCGAACCCGCUGCCCCCAUUCGCUAAGGAGGAGAUGCCGACGAUAUACAUCCCAGGUACGGGUGCCACUCAUGUCUCGGUGCGUCCGAUGGGCAAGGUGGACCAGGGUAAGGCCUACCUUGAGCGCGCUCGUACCUAUAGCCAUCGGAUGUUCUCGACCCUAUACUUCGCGCGCAUGAAGCCGGACGAUCGCGCCUUUGCCUACUUGUUCCUGCCUGCAGAGGAGGGCCCAGAUGAGCACUCCUGGGAGGACCGGCGAAAGUGGAUGCAAGAGCGGAUCGACCGCGGGGCCGACGUUCGUCUGGAGACAAACACGAGGGCAAACGCGGAUAUGCUGCGCCAGCAGUACGGCCUGCCGACAGAUCUGGCACUCAUUCGGCCGAACGAGAAGUUCGGCAAGCCCCUUCAAUUCGUGCGUUGGUUCAAUGGUCCGCUGAGUGCCGAAGACGAGGACAAGCUGCGGGAGAGAUACGAUGGCUUCCCCGACGCGACUACCACGCAUCCCUUGCUUCAGGUCAAGGAGUUCCCUCAGCGAGCGAACUUCCUUGCGCCGUUGGCUUCGGACACAGCUGGACUAGGCCGCGAGGAGGCAAUCUACCUUCUGCCCAAGUAUACGACCGUCGAGCUUGUAUCGAAGGAAGAUCUACAAUACGCCAUGUGGAUGUCGAAUGCCCUUACCGUCGUGUCGCUUCGCGAUGAGCUGUUGCCAGCGGACACAGUUUCCAAAGUUGCCUUCGAUCUCCUCCGCAUCGCUAUCACGGCUCCCGUUGCUCAAGAGAUGAUGGACAACGAGCAACCACGCGACUAUCAGCGACUCGAAAUGCUCGGAGACUGUGUUCUGAAGUGCUUGACAAGCACACAGCUCUUCGCUGACCAUCCCUCUUGGCCCGAAGCCAAAGCAGCUAUCGAGAAAGGCCUACACAAGUGGAUCAUUCGAGACCGGUUUGUACCGAGGAAGUGGAAGCCUCGCUACCUGUUGGAUUCUGUCGUCGAGGAACCAGAGCCUGAGUCUGAGAUGAAGCGCGCUGAAGAGGGGACGAAGGACGAAGGUAAGAAAAGGAAAAAGAAGCAGACGCAGGAAUUGUCAACGAAGGUGCUCGCGGACGUCGUAGAGGCAUUGAUUGGCGCCGCGUACGAGCACGGAGGCUUCGACCUUGCAGUGGAAUGCGUAGCGACAUUCGGGCUGGGGUUAUCAUGGAAGAAGCUUACGACCAACAUCAACGAUGUACUGAGAAGACAUGAAGAACUCGACGUACCUCCUCCCCGGCUCAGCCUCGUUGAACGCAUGAUCGGUUACGGUUUCAAACGUAAAGCCUUACUCGUACAAGCUCUGACCCAUGCGAGCUAUAACAGCAACUCGGCGACCAUGUCCUACGAACGAUUGGAGUUCCUCGGAGAUUGUGUAUUGGACAUGAUUGACUACAAGCCCGUGCACAUGCAUCGGCACAAAGAGGCUCUCGUCAACUCGCACUUCCUGGCAUACUUCUGUCUCAAGACGUUCACCACUUGCGAAUCGCUGAGCCCCUCGUGGUCGCCGACGAGCGGCCUGAUUGUCGGUACCGAGGAGCAGAGGAUCUACCUCUGGCAGUAUCUUCUGUACUCCAGUCACCGCAUGCCGGAGAGUUCCGCCUUUCUGCGGUUCGAGGAGAUUGGUCCUGAAAUUGAGAAAGCUCUCAAGCAAAAGACCAUAUACCCCUGGGCGGCACUCACCAGGUUACAGGCUCCGAAGUUCCUCAGCGACAUGAUCGAGAGCUUGCUCGGCGCCGUGUUCCUCGACUCCGAAGGUGAUUUCACGGCGGCGCGCAAUGUGCUGGGCGCCCUCGGCAUCAUGGACGUUCUAGAACGCAUCGUCGUGCGUGACGAGAUGGACGUGCUGCACCCCGUCUCGCGCUUGAAGAUCUGGGCCGCCCAGCAGAAACCGCAGCAGACGGUCGAGCUAGCUGUGGAGCCGACGGAGGGAAAUGAAGUUAGGAGUACUGGAGGAGGAGUAAGAGGAUGCAGGCAGCAGCUGGAGACGGAUGACGUGCUGGAGUACGACGGGCGACCUUAA
Messenger RNA from Fomitopsis serialis, 4149 nucleotides. RefSeq lists its product as uncharacterized. The coding region runs from base 1 to 4149 and encodes 1382 amino acids. The record is from RefSeq and is a predicted model, not a curated record. Gene Ontology annotation, cellular component: RISC complex; nucleus; cytoplasm. Gene Ontology annotation, molecular function: ATP binding; ribonuclease III activity; RNA binding. Gene Ontology annotation, biological process: siRNA processing. The transcript is spliced from 13 exons. Lineage: Eukaryota; Fungi; Basidiomycota; Agaricomycetes; Polyporales; Fomitopsidaceae.